CCCAGGCCAAAUAACUGGAAAUUUGAGUUGGGAGAAAGAGAGGAGAGAGAGAGUGUGUGUGAUAGGAAUUAGGGUAAGCCAAAAAUGACAACAGUUGAAGUUCGAGUAAUUAAGCUUUUACACCGCCGUCCACCCCGCAUCUCGCCGGAAUAUUCAAUUUUCCGGCACCGGAAUUUCACAGUUCGAUGCUCCGCUGAACGACAGGCGCUUUUUAACCGCAUUGCUCCUGUUUACGAUAACCUAAAUGAUGUUCUGAGCUUGGGACAACACCGCAUUUGGAAGCGCAUGGCCGUCUCAUGGACCGGAGCAAAGAGAGGGGAUAGUACACUGGACAUAUGCUGCGGAAGUGGAGAUUUGGCAUUUCUUUUGUCCGAAAAAGUUGGCCUUGAUGGACAGGUGAUGGGUUUGGAUUUUUCAAGUGACCAAUUGUUAGUUGCCUCAUCGCGGCAGCAAGAAAGCUCAACUCCCUGCUACAAGAACAUAGAGUGGCUUGAAGGUGACGCACUUAAUUUACCAUUCCGUGAUGAUUAUUUUGAUGCCAUCACUAUGGGUUAUGGAUUGAGGAAUGUGAUGGAUAAAGAGAGAGCUAUGCAACAGAUUUUCCGAGUUCUUAAGCCAGGGUGCAAAGCUUCUAUUCUUGAUUUUAAUAAAAGCAGGGAACCGAUCACUAGCUUAAUCCAGGAAUGGAUGAUAGACAGCAUUGUUGUUCCUGUUGCUACUGGCUUUGGUCUGGCUGAGGAGUACAAAUAUCUCAAGAGCUCAAUUCAGGAGUUCUUGACAGGAAAAGAAUUGGAGCAACUUGCUUUUGCGGUAGGGUUUUCAGAUGCCAAAUUUUACGAGAUUGCUGGUGGACUUAUGGGGAAUCUGGUGGUAACUCGCUAAGUGCAUCCAUGCCUAUUAGAAAUGAUGCUCUGGAUUUGGGAACAGGACGUACAUCAAUAAUGUGCAUGGUUCAAGUAGUAUAUGUAUAUUUCUAGGCCCUAGCUCUCAUGUUAUCUUCAUGUUUGUUUCACAACAUUAUUGAUAAAUUUGUUAGGUAAGAGUUUUAAUGUUGGUUUAUCUGACUUUGUUCUUGUCCUCUGUUGGUUUUCGUCCUUAUCAUGUACCUGGAACUACGAGUGUUGUCCAUGAUAAUUCUAUGUUAUAUUCACUACAAAAUGCGUCCUUAACCUAGUUACUGCUGCUAGAAAUUAUGGAAUCUUGCGUGUAAUGCGACUCUAUAUUCUCUUUUAUGACAAUAUGUAUAAUCAUUUCCUGCUUUA
Messenger RNA from Beta vulgaris subsp. vulgaris (sugar beet), 1262 nucleotides. Its product is annotated as 2-phytyl-1,4-beta-naphthoquinone methyltransferase, chloroplastic. Gene Ontology annotation, molecular function: 2-phytyl-1,4-naphthoquinone methyltransferase activity. The record is from RefSeq and is a predicted model, not a curated record. The transcript is spliced from 8 exons. NCBI's taxonomy places the organism in Eukaryota, Viridiplantae, Streptophyta, Magnoliopsida, Caryophyllales, Amaranthaceae. The coding region runs from base 85 to 882 and encodes 265 amino acids. Gene Ontology annotation, biological process: phylloquinone biosynthetic process.